GCUGCUAAAAACAAAAUAAGAUUACCUUAAUACAAUGGGUUUCGGUUGACGCUGCGAUUGUAUUUUAUAAGCGCUGCAGCUAAAUUACAGUAUAUUCAAACACCGUCCGACCGACCGCGAUUCGUGUCGAUGUCAUCCUGUUUUGAAUUAACACCAAAAAUAUCAUGUUGCUGCUACUCUGCGUAUGUCUUCUGAGCUCAGUACACGCCGGAGCUGGUGGCACGUUACGAGGCACCCUGGUCGAUUUUACCAAUCCAAGGGUACUGGCGCACAUAGAGUCUCUGGCACGUAUGGGAGUUUCCUGCGUGGUCAAAACCAAGCCACCGCCGUCGGACGUCAGGGCCUACCUUACCAACUCCCCCGCGACUACCCACAGGGGUAAGUGCUUCGUGGCCUGCAUGCUGGAGUCCAGUGACGUCCUCGACAGGGGAAGGGUAGACACGGAUAUGCUGGUCGAGCUCGCCAGUCUCAUCAACGGAAGGAACUCUCGCGUGGUACAAAGCCUGAGCUACGCCUCCAGGGAGUGCCUUAGAGUCGUUACGAAAGAAGUUUACAAAGACCAGUGUGAAUUCGGCUCGAAGUACAACGACUGCCUGAACGACAAUAUGAGAGAGUUCAGAUUCCCCGAGGAAAUAGCUAAUGAGUUGCUGAAAGUCAUGCCGUACCAUCGCAUAUCACCAGAUCUACUUUAGAGCGGAAGGGAAACGUUGAUUUUUGACUCAUAUUAAAUUCUUUAACUUGAUAAUGAUUUUGCAAGUUCUGUACGAUUUAAAUAAAAAAAAAUCUUAAAUCCA
Messenger RNA from Aricia agestis (brown argus), 794 nucleotides. Its product is annotated as general odorant-binding protein 28a-like. Gene Ontology annotation, molecular function: odorant binding. Bases 165 to 692 code for a protein of 175 amino acids. The transcript has a single exon. The record is from RefSeq and is a predicted model, not a curated record. Lineage: Eukaryota; Metazoa; Arthropoda; Insecta; Lepidoptera; Lycaenidae.